UUGGAGGGAGGGCGUGGUGGGAACAAAUACAGGCAUUCAUAUUUUAAGACCAUUCUUCAUCACGACAGUACGAUUUCAGGUGAUCAGACUUGUGGUUAGACUCGCUCUCUGCAACUUGCAGAUAGGAAAAUGUGUGUAAUUUCAGCUCUGGCGAUCACUGCCCUCUCCAUUCACUCCUCUGAAACGAAUCAAUCAGCCUUCAACGUAACGGACUUGUCCCACCAACUCUGCAGGAAGGGCGACCCCAGUGCUCUCCACUUUGCAUCUGGGCAGUUGGAAUAAACUUAACAGGGUUGACAAGGAGAGCCACUGCAGUGAUUUGGAGAGAUGUAAAUAUCCCUUGGAGGCAUUCCUUCUGAUGGUUUAAUGUGUUCAGGUCUGUCCCAGCAUUCCAGUCCCACAAAUUCAGGAGGCGGAGAACGAAGCACGAACAUUUCCCAUCAAGUUGUGGAUUAAAUGUCGAAUUUUUAAAGCUACCAUGAUUUUGUCCUCUCUCAGUUUUGUGCUGCUUCUCGGCUAUGCUCAUCUGCGGACUGCAAAACCCCAGUCUGAAAUAAGGAUGGUUGAGGAGCAGGAUGUUGUUCUACCAUGUCACCAUCGCUUUGGUCACUUAGUAUCAAAGAAUCUGGAUAUUGAAUGGCUUUUGCAAGACUCUGAACCCAAUCAGAAAGUGGUGAUUACCUACUCUUCUGGUAGAGUUUACACAAAUAUAAGUGCAAGGCAGGGAGGAAGAGUUUCCUUUGCAGCAAAUUACCAGAUGGGGGAUGCUUCCAUUAAAAUAUCAUCCCUACAUUCGACAGACUCGGGGCUAUACACGUGCAAAGUGAAAAAUGAAGGCGUGUAUGACUGGAAGAAUGCUAUUAAUCUUGUUGUUUUAAUCAAACCCUCCAAGCCUAAGUGUUGGAUCCAAGGGAAACUACUGAAAGGGAAUGAUAUCAAACUUCAGUGUAAAUCUGACAAAGGCACCCAACCCAUCUUGUAUGAGUGGAAACCUGUUUCAGAUACAGAAGAACAUCAAGCAAAAUUACACCCGAGUUUACACAUAGAUUCAAAAACUCCUGAAAUGCUUUUGCUGAAGAAUUUGAGCCAGAUGAAUGCUGGUCUAUACAAGUGCAGUGCCAUAAAUGAAGCAGGAGAAGAAAACUGCAUUGUUAAUGUUGUAAUUAUGAAUGAGCUCGAUCCUUGGAUCAUUGCUGCUGCUGUUAUUGGAGUCAUAGUUGGGCUAUUAUUAAUCUUCCUAAUCAUCUGGUUGACACUGUACCUGAAAGAAAAGCAUAAAUAUGAGGAAGAAGAAACUCCAAAUGAGAUCAGGGAAGAUGCUGAGGCGCCAAAAGCAAAGCUCAUUAAUUCACCAUCUUCAGUGGGGACAGGAAGCACAGGAUCUGGUUCCUGUUCAGUCAAUUCUGUCAAAAAUGCAACGCUUUACCCCAAGCAGCCUCAAACAUCAUCAACUGAGGAGAACAAGACACCUAUUACUUACUCACCAAUAGAGGAGGCCACUAUCGAUAGGAAUGGGCCAACUCAGGCACAUAUGAAAAGAAUGGGAGGAGUUCCUGUCAUGAUACCUGCCCAAACAAGGGCUUUUCAGACUGUAUGAGCAUUAAUUGGGGGGAAAUAUUCUCCAACUAAUGUACUGGGAAAUUUCAUCAACUUUGGAAACAGUUGAACUUAAAGCUGGAAAGUCUGACCUGCAACCUGCCCAUGUCUGAAAUUUGACAUCAGUGAAUUUUGUUGACUAAACAGGAUUGAUUUACUUAG
Messenger RNA from Chiloscyllium plagiosum (whitespotted bambooshark), 1758 nucleotides. RefSeq names its product CXADR like membrane protein a (gene clmpa). Gene Ontology annotation, cellular component: cytoplasmic microtubule; cell surface; membrane. The record is from RefSeq and is a predicted model, not a curated record. Lineage: Eukaryota; Metazoa; Chordata; Chondrichthyes; Orectolobiformes; Hemiscylliidae.